This is a messenger RNA of Xenia sp. Carnegie-2017, 1981 nucleotides long. RefSeq names its product TRAF3-interacting protein 1-like. The record is from RefSeq and is a predicted model, not a curated record. Gene Ontology annotation, molecular function: microtubule binding. Lineage: Eukaryota; Metazoa; Cnidaria; Anthozoa; Malacalcyonacea; Xeniidae. The transcript has 18 exons. Gene Ontology annotation, cellular component: axoneme; ciliary basal body; intraciliary transport particle B. The coding region runs from base 111 to 1751 and encodes 546 amino acids. Gene Ontology annotation, biological process: cilium assembly; intraciliary transport; regulation of microtubule cytoskeleton organization.
ACAGAGGCUACAGAGGUUUGCGGCCUUGAGGUAUAAUUAUGGUUGGUCUUUUUUGUGAUUAUUAUUUUAUGUUGUGAAAUGAUUCAGUUGUAGACUGCUACUAGCCGAUAAUGGAUCCUGAUGUUGUGAAACGGACACAAGAUACGUUAGGAAGAGUUAUUAAGAAGCCUCCUAUGACCGAAAAACUGCUCAAUAAACCGCCGUUUCGUUUCCUUCACGACAUCGUAACUGAGGUUAUAAAGACCAAUGGAUUCUUCAAGGGUUUAUAUCAAAAUGCCGAGAUGAACUCGGCAAAUGUCAAGGAAAAAGAUGCUAAGAUUUCCUUUCUCCAAAAGGCAAUUGACUGUCUGGUUUUUGCUACUGGCGAAUCUUUGAGCGUAAGACCUUCCAAAGUAGUCGCAGGUCAUGAACCAGAAAAGACCAAUGAAUUCUUACAGUUGAUAGGAAAGGCCUGUUUAAAAAAGCUUGAUAGUAAGGACUCUGUGAAAAAAGUGCUGGCGGGAGAAAAGCCUGGCGUAGGAUCAACAAUUAAAAAGAAGGAGUCGAAAUCAGGAAAAGAAAGAGUGAGUGAAAAAGAAAACCGAGUCAAAGAAUCAGAGAGCAAAAAAGAUAAAAUUAACGAGGAUGAUGGUAGAAAGAGGAAGUCGAGUUCUGGUCGUUUAAACAGUAGUGACACGAGAAUACGUAGUGAGGCCGUGUCCGACGGUAAGAAUCACGUGGAAUCAAAGGAAAGUUUCAGAGGUCGAUCAAAAGAAAGAGAUCGAAAAAAAGAAAGAAGCAGUAACAAACAAGAUCUUCUCAAAGAACAGGCACAUGAAGUAAACGAAGAAAACAGUGCAAAUAAAAUUGAAAAUGACUCUACUGAUGCAGUGGAUGGUGAGGUUGAUUCACAAAAUAGAAGUAUUCCACGUCCUUCGUCUGCCAAAGGCCAAAGACGAAGACCAAAUGAUGAAUCAGAGGAGCAAAUACCGUUGAAAAAUAACGAUGAAAUAAAUGGUGUACUUGAUUCCAAAGACGUUCCUAACGAAGAACCUGAAUUGCCAAAAACGAAGCGAAAAUUAGCCAGACCGAGUAGUGCGCGUCCUGCACCACCGCGUAAAAAACGACAAUCUGAAGAACAAGAUGAAAGUUUAGACAAAGUCGCUUCAUCAUCCCAAGUUAUCAAUGUUAUUGUGGACAACAAUAAGGAUGAUGACGGAGAUGAUACGUUCUUAGUUGAAGAGGCUCCAGAUGUUUCACAUGAUGUACUCCAUAAUGAAGACGAGGAACCGAUGGUAAAUGAAAAGGAAGAUGAACACGGUGCUCUUGUCAAGAAAAUGUUGGAAACCAAAAAGGAAUUGGAAAAUGACAAACAUUCUAAAGCGGAAACUACGUCGAGACCAGUAAUCAGUGAUGCUCAUCGUCGAAAGCAGCGCGAGCAUGCACAAAAAGAGAUUGAAAAAUUACGUGAAAGUAUUCAAACGUUGUGUCGUAGUGCCAAUCCAUUAGGUAAAAUUAUGGAUUACAUCCAGGAAGAUAUGGAUAGCAUGCAAAAAGAAUUAGAAAUGUGGAAGGAAGAAAAUAAAGAACAUCAAAUAGCUUUAAGAAGAGAGCAAAGUAUUACCGAACGCGAAGUUGAGCCUUUAAAAGUGUAUUUAUUUGAAAUGGAAGCCGAGGUAAACGAAAUGUUUGAAAAAAUCGGCACAGUGAAAUGUAAUAUUCUUCGAAACGAGGAGAAAAUUGAGCAGUUGCUCAGUGGAGUGGCAGUCUAAAGAGUAAUAGUUAUAACAUACUGUUGCAUAAAUAAAUAUGUUCAAUUCCUAAUUUCACUCGACUGAAUUAAUAUCAUAUGUAAAGCUGAAUAUGCUUGUUAUUCUCAAAUUUCCACUUUGUGAUAAUUGCAUACUUGUACAUAUAUUUAGAUAUGACUCACUUGAGAAUUGCUCGUUUAUUAUUGUUGUACAGUUAAUAAAUUGUUGAAAAUUUUGUUGAAACAACCGAA